Messenger RNA from Ostertagia ostertagi, 555 nucleotides. Lineage: Eukaryota; Metazoa; Nematoda; Chromadorea; Rhabditida; Trichostrongylidae. The record is from the annotation of a GenBank genome assembly.
AUGCGGGAAUCGUUACAGGUAAAACAUUCUUCGAUUGGCCCAGAUGAGACUAUUGAAGGUGACAUGGCUGUGAACACAUUCCACCGCUCUACCACGAAGGCCUUCGUUCCAGAAAUGCUGGAAGCUGAUCACGGUCAUGUAGUGACAGUCGCGUCCUUGGCCGGCAAGGUCGGCGUAGCUGGAUUGGUCGACUACUGCACAUCAAAGCACGGAGCAAUAGGGUUUCACGAGUCGUUGACGGCUGAGCUGGAAACGCUUGGCAAACACGGCGUGAAGACGACCGUUGCUUGCCCAUACUAUGUCGACACUGGAAUGGUCGACGGGGUUCAAACGAAGGCGCCAAUAUUGCUACCAAUGUUGCAGCCGGAAUACGUGGUUGAUUGCAUAAUGGAAGCCAUACUUACUGAGAAAACAAUUUCGCAAAUAUCGUUUCCAACUACAUUAAUAUGUUUCCUCAACGGUUUUCUACCGUCAGACGUUUUGGUAGAGCUGACAAAGUAUGUUGGUUCCAAUCAAACGAUGGACACAUUCAUUGGUCGUGUAAAGAAGGAGUGA